Messenger RNA from Prosopis cineraria, 806 nucleotides. RefSeq names its product ribulose bisphosphate carboxylase small subunit, chloroplastic-like. NCBI's taxonomy places the organism in Eukaryota, Viridiplantae, Streptophyta, Magnoliopsida, Fabales, Fabaceae. The coding region runs from base 66 to 620 and encodes 184 amino acids. The transcript is spliced from 3 exons. The record is from RefSeq and is a predicted model, not a curated record.
CUUUUGCAUCUCAGUACUGAAGUAUCAGUACAGUAACUAGUAGCAAAGGAAAGAAAGAGAAGGAAAUGGCUUCCUCCAUGCUCUCUUCCGCGGCCGUCGCCGCCACUCCGGCCCAGACCAACAAGGUGGCCGCCUUCACCGGUCUCAAAUCCGGCGCCGGCUUACCCGUCAGCAAGAAGACCAACACCGACAUCACCUCCAUUGCUGGCAAUGGUGGCAGAGUAAGCUGCAUGCUGGUGUGGCCCACAGUGGGCAAAAAGAAGUUUGAGACUCUAUCCUACCUCCCACCUCUCUCCAAAGAAUCUCUGCUCAAGGAAGUUGAAUACCUUCUCAGAAUGGGAUGGGUUCCUUGCUUGGAAUUCACACUUGGUAACGCAUUCGUGUACCGUGAGAACCACAAGUCACCGGGGUACUACGACGGAAGAUACUGGACAAUGUGGAAGCUGCCCAUGUUUGGAUGCACAGACGCUAUUCAGGUGGUGAAGGAGCUUGACGAGGCCGUAAAGACCAACCCUACUUCUCACGUCAGAAUCAUCGGAUUCGACAACGUUCGUCAAGUGCAGUGCAUCAGCUUCAUCGCCUACAGGCCUCCACCACCACCACCCCCACCCCGCCCCUGAAUUCCCUGACUUGGUUCUGAUGCCAACUUGAUCGUGUUGCUUUUUUCCUGGCUUUUGCAUUCCCAUUUGUUUUUGUAUGGAGCUAUAUAAAUCAUCCUGUGCUUUUGGUUUCUGUUUACCGGAUUUCCAGUGGAAACGAAUACUGGAUGAGAUCUUUUAUAUAUGAAUAACUAUUUGCUUGGUUAA